Molecule: messenger RNA, 1602 nt
Organism: Fopius arisanus
Lineage: Eukaryota; Metazoa; Arthropoda; Insecta; Hymenoptera; Braconidae
Gene: Syx18
Product: syntaxin 18
Exons: 1
Coding region: 455-1408 (317 amino acids)
Biological process (GO): retrograde vesicle-mediated transport, Golgi to endoplasmic reticulum
Cellular component (GO): endoplasmic reticulum; SNARE complex; membrane
Source: RefSeq, a predicted model, not a curated record
AAAAUACCACGAAGGAUGCAUAUGCAAAUGCAUUUGAAAAGGAGAAUUUCAUCAACACCCGACCGGGGCGGCGCUAGUCGACAUAUAAUACCAGUAACUAAAACAUCUGUUGAUUCACUCAAUUACAGUAAAAAUAUUUCGCCUGUCUCCAGUAAAAAAAACGUAAACAAUACCCUCCAACAAUAUUCUCCUAUCCGCUGAAUCUGCAAUUCUAGACAUUCUAGCGAUAAUGGAAAACAACGGACGACAUAACCCCUAGUGUCAGAAUGAGUGAGUGAAACGUAAACACACAUUCCCCUUCAAUAAUUCCAUCCAUUUCAAAGACAAUAAAGUAAACCAUUCAACCGAGUUAUAGUUACGAGUUUCAAAAAACGAGUUAGAUUAGUAAUUCCAGGAAAUUUCCACUCAAGUAUUUAAAAUAGUUGAUGAAUUGACCGACCAGCUUAAUUUAAUAAUGGAUGUGAGUACAUUGUUUCGAGCAUGUGUGAAGACAGUGAAUUUGCGGAAGGAAGCACUCUCGGAGGAGAUCCCAAGAGUUCCUCCAAGAAAACAAAAACCAGAAUCAAUGUUCCGAGCCAAAACCAAAUCUCUUGUCACCCAAAUUUCCAAGCUCCAGCAAUUUCUCUUGGAGAAGAGAUCGGCGUACCUGAACCUCUCGAAACACCUGGCCCUCAGUAAUUCAAUGACAGACGCAGAGCGUGACGAGAUAGACAAUGUUUCCCAGGAAAUAAUGACGACGUGCUCAGGAUUGAUAAAGGACUUGGAACGUGACACAGCACAAGCUGACAUAAGUCAGCAGAACCGGGAACACCGGAUGGCAACGCUGGAUCUCAUAAAGCACUACCUGGAGAACGUCUGCAAGAUUUAUUCCGAGCAGAGGGCAAUUCGUUACAAGAAAAUGAUGGAGUUGAAGAAGUUGUCCAAGUUGGAGCUUGAAAAGAGCUCCGAGGCGAUACUCCAUCCCCCAAGGAAGGAGCUGGAGCACGAUAAGAGGGAUGUAUCGCCUUCUGCUGGCUCCAGCCCUCUGAAAGUUCAGGAGAUGAAUGGAGAUGUGUCCCCUGUCAUCUAUGAGGAGGAGCUCUCUGCAGAGGACAUCCAGAUGUUUGAGUCUGAGAAUGAACAGCUUUACAACGAAUUGAAUACUAUUACUGAGGAGGUCAGGCUCAUCGAGAGCAAGGUCGUUCACAUCGCUGAGUUACAGGAAAUCUUCACCGAGAAGGUCCUUCAACAGGACAGAGAUCUGGAUAAACUUGUGACAACUGUCGUGGGGUCUACUGAGAAUGUUAAGGAAGCCAAUGAACAGAUUCGACAAGCUAUUCAGAGGAACGCUGGCCUUAGAGUGUGGAUUCUUUUCUUUUUACUUGUCAUGUCAUUUUCAUUAUUAUUUUUGGAUUGGUAUAAUCCUUAAGCAUUUCUUCUUUUGUUGUCUUUUUAUGGCACUUUGCUUUUUGUAAUUGGGGACAAUAAAUUAAUAUAUAUAUUGUAAAAGGAAGACUCAGUGAUUUAAUUUUUUGGGGGGAGAAGAGACGUGACAGAGCCAAUUCGUAAUUUUAAUUUGUAAAAGUAUCGGUGCAUUUGAAUUCCCUCAAUUUUUCAGCGAUG